GUUCAAAGCCACGUCUAAUCUAACACCCACACGUCACGAAUCUUUACUUGGUUGCAUGACCGUGUAGGUAGGUUCGUUAGCUGGACACAGUAGGCCUAGAGUUUGGCUACUUCUGUUGACAGUGUAGGCAGGUACAUUGGCUGCCUCUGUUACAGUACAGUGCAACAGAUUCGUUAGCUGGACACAUUUUAGAUUGGCUACCUCUGUUCACAGUGUUGAAAUUGAAGUUGCUACUUGUGGCAAAAAUUAAUCAAAAUAUGGCUACCUCUGAUCAAAUCAAUAACACCAACACAAUGAUAAAUAACGUGGAAAAACUAUUAGACAAUCUCGAAGGCAUUGAAGAGCUGCUUCUAAGUUUGAAAGACAAAUAUUUAGAAGAGGGUGGGGACAGUGGGGCCAGUGAUGACCAGUCCAAAGUCCUGAUGUUCCAAAAGUUCCAAGACGGGAUUGAGGCGGCCCAAAAUGUGGUCGGCAUACUGAAGGCGGAGAAAUGGCGGCUGAGCAGACGUCAGAUGAGCGUGGAACUGCGCAUGGGCGAACUGGAGGACUACAAGCUGCAUCUGAAGAAGGACAUGUCCUCACUGAACGAGACUGUGGAUGUCCUGAGCCUGAGGAUUGUGCAGCUGGAGAACCAACUGGUUGACGCCCAGGAGAGGAAUGAAGCCCUGGAGUGGGAGAGGAACGACUUCAAGAAACUUUACGAGGACUCGCUCAAGAAAUGCUCAGAAUACAACAAAAAGAUGUCCGACAUGGCGUCUCAGCUUCACAAGUCACGUGGUCCUUCAUACAGCCAAUCACAGCAGCCCAACUUUAGCGUGGAGAGUCUGCUCAAAGAAAACAAACAACUCAAGGCCCUGUUGGCCAUGAAACAAGAACCAGCAGACGACACAGCGUAUGAAACACGUUUGGCGAACCUGACCAAAGAUUUUCUAAACGUCAUUUCAAACCUGGAUUCACCCGAUCCCACCACGACACAAGAGAGUUAGGGUUUAGCCAGAGUUAGGAUUCAUCUGUCCGGUGUAGAGCCAGGAUUAAACUGGCCUAAGCUAGGGUUAAGAUUAGACGGGCAUGGGUUAGGGUCAGGAUGAAAACUGGCAUUGCCAGAAUCAGGGUCAGACUCGCCAAAUCCAGGCUUCAGGUUAAACUGACCCUAACUAUGAAUAGUGAAAUACGACGUUAAAAAUAGAGCUAAAGUUUAACACACAAACCCAGAGACACGAUUAGCGCUAAAAUUUUACACCACACUAUAGGCAAGAUUAGCGCUAAAGUUUAACACCCUACCCCAUAUAACAGACAAGAUUAGCGCUAAAGUUUAACACCCUACCCCAUAUAACAGACAAGAUUAGCGCUAAAGUUUAACACACUACCCCAUAUAACAGACAAGAUUAGCGCUAAAGUUUAACACCCUACCCCAUAUAACAGACAAGAUUAACACUAAAGUUUAACACACUAGCCCAUAUAACAGACAAGAUUAACACUAAAGUUUAACACACUACCCCAUAUAACAGACAAGAUUAACACUAAAGUUUAACACACUAGCCCAUAUAACAGACAAGAUUAACACUAAAGUUUAACACACUACCCCAUAUAACAGACAAGAUUAACACUAAAGUUUAACACACUACCCCAUAUAACAGACAAGUUUAACACUAAAGUUUAACACACUACCCCAUAUAACAUACAAGAUUAACACU
This is a messenger RNA of Physella acuta, 1694 nucleotides long. RefSeq lists its product as uncharacterized. NCBI's taxonomy places the organism in Eukaryota, Metazoa, Mollusca, Gastropoda, Physidae. The record is from RefSeq and is a predicted model, not a curated record.